Molecule: messenger RNA, 2476 nt
Organism: Arabidopsis arenosa
Lineage: Eukaryota; Viridiplantae; Streptophyta; Magnoliopsida; Brassicales; Brassicaceae
Source: the annotation of a GenBank genome assembly
CUCUCUAAACACCGAGAGAGAGAGAGACGAAGAAGAAAGAAAGAGAGAGAGAGAGUGAGAGAGAUAGCUCUCUGGCUGAUCUUUUUUUUCCGAUCAGAUCGAAGAGUUUUAUCUCGAAAUUCCAAAGUUUUUGUUUGGUUUCUCUGACUUAGAGAUCUCCAAGCUUCACGUAAUUUGUUGUCGAGUAAGAUCUAUCGAAUCCACGAAAUUGGUGACUUCUGGCGAUUGUUACGGUUGAAUUCCCGUAAAUUCUGGGGAAUUCGCGGCGGAGGCUGAUUUAGGUUAAAUCGAGCAGAAUUUGACCAAAUUCGAGGAUUUUUAUCGGGAAAAAGCCACAGAGAAAGCAUAAUUCAGCGACUUCUGAGCUCAAUUCCGCUUCUUCAACCAUCGGAAAACACAACACCGCUUGAAUCAGUUGCUACCAGUCACAGAUCUGAGCUACUAGCUACAGAAUUCCGUCGAAUUCACGCCAUUUUUUGCGAAGAUUUGUCCAAUUUUUUGAUAAUUCCCGCGCACAGACUAAUAAUAUAAUUUUAAAGAAUUCAAAAACCGUCGAAGCUGUCGUUCAUGGAGCUUCCUCAACCUCGUCCCUUCAAAACCGAAGGGAGAAAACCAACACAUGAUUUUUUAUCGCUCUGCAGUCAUUCAACCGUCCACCCAGAUCCAAAGCCAACACCACCUUCUUCUCAAGGUAGUCACUUGAAAACCCAUGAUUUUCUUCAACCGCUUGAAUGUGUUGCUGCUAAAGAAGAGGUAAGUAGGAUUAACACUACCACUACAGCUUCCGAGAAGCCACCGCCCCCUGCACCUCCUCCACCGCUGCAGCACGUGCUUCCCGGUGGUAUAGGGACUUAUACAAUAAGCCCCAUUCCUUACUUCCAUCAUCAUCAUCAGAGAAUUCCUAAGCCGGAGUUGUCACCACCGAUGAUGUUCAAUGCUGCUGCGCAAGCGAGUGGCGGUAAUGAGAGAAACAUUGUCGAUGAGAAUUCAAACUCUAAUUGCAGUUCGUACGCUGCUGCAUCAAGCGGAUUCACUCUGUGGGAUGAAUCUGCUUCUGGAAAGAAGGGACAGACAAGGAAGGAGAAUAAUGUUGGGGAGAGAGUAAACAUGAGAGCUGAUGUUGCAGCAACUGUGGGACAAUGGCCAGUGGUGGAACGACGGUCCCAGUCUUUGACAAAUAAUCAUAUGAGCGGUUUCAGUUCUCGCUCUUCCUCUCAAGGGUCUGGGCUUAAGAGCCAGAGCUUCAUGGACAUGAUAAGGUCAGCAAAAGGAAGUUCACAGGAAGAUGAUUUAGAUGAUGAAGAGGAUUUUAUCAUGAAGAAAGAAAGCUCCUCGACUAGCCAGAGCCAUAGAGUGGAUUUGAGGGUAAAAGCAGAUGUGAGAGGCUCUGCUAACGAUCAAAAGCUGAACACACCUAGGUCUAAACAUUCUGCUACAGAGCAACGGAGAAGGAGCAAGAUCAAUGAUAGAUUUCAAAUGUUGAGACAACUAAUACCUAACAGCGACCAAAAGCGGGAUAAGGCCUCUUUCUUACUAGAGGUUAUCGAGUAUAUUCAAUUCUUACAAGAGAAAGCAGACAAGUAUGAGACCUCUUACCAAGGAUGGAAUCAUGAACCUGCGAAGCUAUUGAAUUGGCAGAGUAACAACCAACAGCUAGUACCUGAAGGAGUUGCUUUUGCUCCAAAAAUGGAAGAAGAGAAGAACAACAUUCCGGUUUCGGUCCUUGCAACAGCACAAGGUGUUGUUAUCGAUCAUCCAACAACCGCAACGACCUCUCCAUUUCCAUUGUCGAUCCAAAGCAACAGUUUUUUCUCUCCUGUGAUUGCGGGUAAUCCCGUACCUCAGUUCCACACAAGAGUCGCAUCAUCAGAGACUGUAGAGCCAAGCCCGAGUUCUCGGAAUCAAACUCAGCCAUUGAAAGAAGAAGAAGAAGUAGAAGAUGAGGAAGUUCUUGAGGGUAACAUCAGAAUUUCAAGUGUUUACUCGCAAGGAUUAGUGAAAACACUGAGAGAAGCAUUGGAGAAUUCAGGAGUGGACUUAACGAAAGCAAGCAUCUCCGUUGAAAUCGAGCUCGCUAAACAAUCCUCGUCUUCCUUCAAGGAUCAUGAAGUUCGUGAACCGGUUUCUCGAACCAGAAACGACGAUGUCAAGCAAACUCGGAAACCAAAACGGCUCAAGACGGGACAAUAGAAGUUAUAAAAACAAAACCCAAAACACACAAUCCGGUAAAACACCAAAAUUGAUUCCUGUUUUUUCUUUAAAAUCUUUUAUCUCAAAAAGGGAUUAUAAUUUAUUAUUAUAGUUAUAUCUUGAUUUUUUUCUUUUGUACAUCCGAAAUCACGUUUUAUCUCGUGGGUCCAUAAUCUUUUGAGACCUAAGAAGACUAUUGCGACCCGGUUAUGCUAACCGCAUUUUAGCCUGUAAUCUCAAAUCUUCUUUGGGGUUUUCUUUUGAGGAAUAUAUCAUUUAAGGGGAA